Molecule: messenger RNA, 1077 nt
Organism: Catharus ustulatus (Swainson's thrush)
Lineage: Eukaryota; Metazoa; Chordata; Aves; Passeriformes; Turdidae
Gene: SMIM20
Product: small integral membrane protein 20
Exons: 3
Coding region: 471-674 (67 amino acids)
Biological process (GO): mitochondrial respiratory chain complex IV assembly
Cellular component (GO): mitochondrial inner membrane
Source: RefSeq, a predicted model, not a curated record
AGGGCAGGGCCCCGCUCCGCCGCCGCAGGUGCGGAGGGGCUGGGCCAGGAGACGCCGAGCCCCGGCCGUGCUGCGCAGCUCCUUGGAGGCUCCUGAAGCUCCGUACGGCAGGCGCCGGGCGGCGUCCCCGGAGCCCGGGAGGGAUCCCCGCGCAGGGCCGCCCCCGCCCGCUCCCGUGGCGGCUCCGCGGCAGCCCCCGCCCUCCCGCCUCGGCGCUGCUCUGGCGGCGCAGUCCCGGGCCGGGACAGCUCCCGCUGUCGGGCGCGGCGCUUUAGGGCGGGGCGGCGGGGCUGGGGCGCAUCAUCUCGGGCUGCCCGGGCCGGGCUGACAGCGCGGCGGCCCCGGCCCCGCGCCCGCGCUGCGCCCCGCCGGCCGCGCGGGGGCGCCCUCCCGGCGGGCCGGGCCGUGCCGCGCCGCUCCCGCCUGUCCCGGAAGGCCCCGCGCAGGCCCCGCGCCCCGUCCGCCGGGCCAUGGCCGGGCUGUCCCGCACCCUCGGCAUCUUCGGCGCCUUCGUGGCCGUGGUGGGAGCCGCCUUUUACCCCAUUUAUUUCCGGCCGCUGCUGCUGCCCGAGGAGUACAAGAAAGAACAGGUAAUUAACCGAGCUGGUAUUGUUCAAGAGGAUAUUCAGCCUGGAGGGUUAAAAGUGUGGUCGGAUCCAUUUGGAAGAAAGUAAUUGGCGGCUGGGUGUAUUGCAAAACUGAAGAUGGACGUCUUCAGCAGCUGCUUCUUUCAAUGAAGUGUGUCUUUGGGUAUCGCCGGAGAAGAAUUCUGAAUAUGCUGUGUGGGCACAGGAGGAGCAAGAAAGGCUACUGGUUGGAAUCCCAAGAGAUAAAAACAUGCUAGUUCUGAGAGAGAAGGCUGGUGCAUAGCUCACACACUGUUAGAAAGCUACAUGAUUUAAGUAUAGAAGUAAAAUGUUUAUUUCCUUAAGAAAAGGAAAAAGGAUUUUCUUCUAAUGUGUAGACACAGAGUAAAUUAUGGAUAGAAUAAAUCGUGCAGACUACUGCAAUUUCCUCCCUAGUUUGAAAGUUAGAACAUGGUGAGUGUAAAUUUGUACAUUAAAAUCUUUAAACUAC